UCUCUAUAUAUACCCUCCUCACUCCAUCUUCCACUCUCAUCUUCUUCAAUAAUUCAUUUCGCUCUGUGUUUUUGCAAGGAUUCACAAAAGUUCCAAAGUCAAACGCUUCAGCUCCUCCAUUUUCUCUUAUUCUUGAAAAGGAUUCUAAUGGCAGCAGAAGCUGAAUUAGCAUCUGCCUUAGAUUUCAUCAAUCAGCAUUUACUCGGCGAUCUUCUUUCACCUCUUCCAUCUUCAUUUUCCACUUCCAAUUUGGACCUUUGCAGUUCUAACUAUGACACCAGCUCAACAUCUGAUUACUUCAACCCUAUUGAUGAUGAUUUCUUCGAAUUCGAAUCUAAUCCUUCAUAUUCUAAUCCCACAACCGAUUUUGAAUUUCAUUCCACCAGUACCGGACUUUCUGAAUUCGAAUCAAGAAUAAGUUCAAACCGCAAGCCAUCUCUCCAAAUCUCACUACCUAACAAAACCGAAUGGAUUCGCUUCACUAAACCGGACGACCAAAAACCGGUUCAAAGAGAAGAGAAAAAGCAUUACAGAGGAGUCCGACAAAGACCGUGGGGCAAAUAUGCAGCGGAGAUCCGAGACCCGACCCGGAAAGGCACACGUCUGUGGCUAGGGACUUUUGACUCGGCCAUUGAAGCUGCUCAAGCUUACGACAGAGCUGCAUUCAGGCUGCGCGGUUCUAAAGCUAUUCUUAAUUUUCCAUUGGAAGCUGGGAAGUCGAAUACACGCGCUGAGAAGGGCAGCGAACGGAAAAGAAUGAGAGAGAGUGAGAUUGAAGAAAAAGAUGCGAAGAAGAAGGUAGCGGUGAAAAGAGAGGAAGCCGAAAGUGAUUUUGCAUUGACGCCGUCGAGCUGGACGGUGUUGCAUGAGAUUUUCAAGGUUCCGUCGUCGUCUCCGUUAUCUCCCCAUCCAUCGUUAGGAUAUCAUCAGCUUACGGUUAUUUGAGAAGUAGCAGUUGGAAUCAUCUGUAAUUUUGUUUUGUUUGUACAAAUGGUGGCUGUAUUUGGAAGAUCUGUAAAUGCAUACAUAAUUAUAGUACCCUUUUCCAA
Molecule: messenger RNA, 1049 nt
Organism: Ricinus communis (castor bean)
Lineage: Eukaryota; Viridiplantae; Streptophyta; Magnoliopsida; Malpighiales; Euphorbiaceae
Product: ethylene-responsive transcription factor 5-like
Exons: 1
Coding region: 148-945 (265 amino acids)
Biological process (GO): ethylene-activated signaling pathway; regulation of DNA-templated transcription
Molecular function (GO): DNA-binding transcription factor activity; DNA binding
Source: RefSeq, a predicted model, not a curated record